Oncorhynchus kisutch (coho salmon) is the source of this 5476-nucleotide messenger RNA. RefSeq names its product histone acetyltransferase KAT2B. Gene Ontology annotation, cellular component: ATAC complex; nucleus. The record is from RefSeq and is a predicted model, not a curated record. The transcript is spliced from 18 exons. Gene Ontology annotation, biological process: chromatin remodeling; positive regulation of transcription by RNA polymerase II. NCBI's taxonomy places the organism in Eukaryota, Metazoa, Chordata, Actinopteri, Salmoniformes, Salmonidae. The coding region runs from base 226 to 2607 and encodes 793 amino acids. Gene Ontology annotation, molecular function: histone H3 acetyltransferase activity; protein binding.
AAAGGUUUGGGAACCCCUGGCCAAGCCUACUCACUGGAAUAUCCAUUUUGUCUCCCCUAGUGGAGGAAAAAUGGACCUACAAUGACAAAUAAAAAAAUAGGGAUCAGCGCAUUGAGCUAUAAAAAAAACGGAUCAGCGCCAUGUCUGAUUCUCCAGUAGUGGAAUAGAGAACGGGACACCUAAACCAUUUAAUUCCAGGGUCGGGGAUCCCGUUCGGUCUCGAGGAUGUCCGGGAGCGCAGGGAUUCAGCAGGGCUCCCCGGCCAUCGGUGCAGCGGGAUCGGCGCCUGCGGCUCCGGGAGCCGGGGGAACCGAGGGUUCGGGCGCCACGGUAGGAUCGGCACGAAUCGCGGUGAAGAAGGCGCAGCUCCGCUCCUCCCCGCGCCCGAAGAAACUGGAGAAGCUCGGAGUUUAUUCAUCUUGCAAGGCUGAGGGGGCCUGUAAGUGUAACAGCUGGAAGAGCCAGAACCCCCCUCCCACACCACCCCGUACAGACCAGCAGCCCAACACUUUCAACCUUCAGGACCCCUGCCGUAGCUGCUCUCAUACACUGGGUGACCAUGUAACCCACCUGGAGAACGUUUCAGAGGAGGAGAUGAACAGGCUUCUGGGCAUUGCUCUGGACGUGGAGUACCUGAACACAUGUGUCCACAAAGAGGAGGAUGCUGACACCAAACAAGUCUACUUCUCCCUCUUCAAGCUAUUGAGGAAAUGCAUCCUUCAGAUGGGCAGACCUGUGGUGGAGGCACAGGAGAGUCCUCCCUUUGAGAAACCUAGCAUUGAACAGGGGGUGAAUAACUUUGUCCAGUACAAGUUCAGCCAUCUUCCCUCCAAGGAGCGUCAGACCAUCGUGGAGCUGGCCAAGAUGUUCCUCAACCAGAUCAACUACUGGCAGCUGGAGACACCCUCACAGAGACGACAGCGGGCCCCUGCUGAUGAUGCCGCCGGGUACAAAGUCAACUACACCAGAUGGCUGUGCUACUGCAACGUCCCUCAGUUCUGUGACAGUCUACCGCGGUACGAGACGACCCAAAUCUUCGGUCGGACCCUGCUGCGCUCCGUCUUCACUGUAAUGAGGAAACAGCUGCUAGAGCAGGCCAGGCAGGAGAAGGAUAAGCUACCCCCGGAGAAACGCACUCUCAUCCUCACACACUUCCCCAAAUUCCUGUCCAUGCUGGAGGAGGAGGUGUACAGUCACAGCUCUCCCAUCUGGAGUGAAGAAUUCCUGGCUGGAUCCUCAGGAGGACCGAUCCCCAUCCAUACAGUGAUCAGUGCGCCCCCGGUGGUCAGGCCUCUGUACUACAACUCCAGCCCAGUAUCUGUGGACCCAUCCAGCUGUGGCAGUGUCAGUCCUGCCAGGAAGACCGCCUCUGUUCUGGAACCCAGCCCAGGUGGGCAGAAGCGGAAGCCAUCGGAGCCCCUCCCCCAUGAGGAGACAAAGAAGCUCAGGAUUGUCGGGGACAUCCCCAUGGAACUCAUCAACGAAGUCAUGGCAACCAUCACCGACCCCGCCUCCAUGCUGGGACCAGAGACCAGUCUACUGUCGGCCCACUCAGCCCGUGAUGAGGCGGCACGCCUGGAGGAGAGGAGGGGAGUGAUAGAGUUCCACGUCAUCGGGAACUCCCUCAACCAGAAGCCCAACAAGAGGAUCCUCAUGUGGCUGGUGGGCCUCCAGAAUGUCUUCUCUCACCAGCUGCCUCGCAUGCCCAAAGAAUAUAUCACACGCCUCGUCUUUGACCCAAAGCACAAGACUCUGUCGCUGAUCAAAGAUGGCCGUGUGAUUGGAGGGAUCUGCUUCCGGAUGUUCCCCUCGCAGAGCUUCACAGAGAUCGUAUUCUGUGCUGUCACCUCCAACGAGCAGGUCAAGGGAUACGGCACUCACCUGAUGAACCAUCUGAAGGAGUACCACAUCAAGCACGACAUCCUCAACUUCCUCACCUACGCAGACGAGUAUGCCAUUGGCUACUUCAAAAAGCAGGGCUUCUCUAAAGACAUCAAGGUUCCUAAGGCCAAGUAUCUGGGCUACAUCAAAGACUACGAGGGAGCGACACUGAUGGGCUGUGAGCUCAACCCCAGCAUCCCUUACACGGAGUUCUCUGUCAUUAUCAAGAAGCAGAAAGAGAUCAUAAAGAAACUGAUUGAGAGGAAGCAAGCUCAGAUCAGAAAGGUCUACCCAGGACUUUCCUGUUUUAAGGAAGGAGUUCGACAGAUUCCCAUCGAGAGCAUUCCUGGAAUACAAACUGGAUGGAAACCGGUGGGCAAAGGGAAAGAGCUGAAGGAUCCAGAUCAGCUGUACAGCACCCUGAAGACCAUCCUACAACAUGUUAAGAGUCACCAGAAUGCCUGGCCGUUCAUGGAACCAGUGAAGAAGACUGAGGCUCCUGGCUACUACCAAGUCAUCCGCUUCCCCAUGGACCUGAAGACGAUGUCUGAGCGUCUGAAGAGCAGGUACUACACCACGCGGAAGCUCUUCAUGGCCGACAUGCAGCGCAUCUUCACCAACUGUCGCGAGUACAAUCCCCCAGAGAGCGAGUACUACAAGUGUGCCAACCUGCUAGAGAAGUUCUUCUACACCAAGAUCAAGGAGGCAGGUCUCAUUGAGAAGUAAAGAGAUGGGAGGGGCUUCAAGGGUGAGGGAGCAAUGGCUUAGGUCUAAUGAUUUUUAAAUGUUUUUGUUUUUAUUUACUUAUUCUUUAUUUUUCUACUGCGUUCAACCAGAAAAAGAGAUAGCUAUAUAUCCAGUAGGAAGAAUGAUUUUAGGUUAAUCAGUAUACUAUCCCUCGUCCCACUCAGGAAAACAGAAGUCCUAGAUAGAAACUCCCAUCUGUUCAGCUAACACAACCCUCCAUCUAACCCAACCCUCCAUCUGUUCAGCUAACCCAACCCUCCAUCUGUUCAGCUAACCCAACCCUCCAAUUGUUCAGCUAACCCAACCCUCCAUCUGUUCAGCUAACCCAACCCUCCAUCUGUUCAGCUAACCUAACCCUCCAUCUGUUCAGCUAACCCAACCCUCCAAUUGUUCAGCUAACCCAACCCUCCAUCUGUUCAGCUAACCCAACCCUCCAUCUGUUCAGCUAACCAAACCCUCUAUCUGUUUAGCUAACCUAACCCUCCAUCUGUUCAGCUAACCUAACCCUCCAUCUGUUCAGCUAACCUAACCCUCCAUCUGUUCAGCUAACCUAACCCUCCAUCUGUUCAGCUAACCUAACCCUCCAUCUGUUCAGCUAACACAACCCUCCAUCUGUUCAGCUAACACAACCCUCCAUCUGUUCAGCUAACACAACCCUCCAUCUGUUCAGCUAACACAACCCUCCAUCUGUUCAGCUAACACAACCCUCCAUCUGUUCAGCUAACACAACCCUCCAUCUGUUCAGCUAACACAACCCUCCAUCUGUUCAGCUAACACAACCCUCCAUCUGUUCAGCUAACACAACCCUCCAUCUGUUCAGCUAACACAACCCUCCAUCUGUUCAGCUAACACAACCCUCCAUCUGUUCAGCUAACACAACCCUCCAUCUGUUCAGCUAACACAACCCUCCAUCUGUUCAGCUAACACAACCCUCCAUCUGUUCAGCUAACACAACCCUCCAUCUGUUCAGCUAACACAACCCUCCAUCUGUUCAGCUAACACAACCCUCCAUCUGUUCAGCUAACACAACCCUCCAUCUGUUCAGCUAACACAACCCUCCAUCUGUUCAGCUAACACAACCCUCCAUCUGUUCAGCUAACACAACCCUCCAUCUGUUCAGCUAACACAACCCUCCAUCUGUUCAGCUAACACAACCCUCCAUCUGUUCAGCUAACACAACCCUCCAUCUGUUCAGCUAACACAACCCUCCAUCUGUUCAGCUAACACAACCCUCCAUCUGUUCAGCUAACACAACCCUCCAUCUGUUCAGCUAACACAACCCUCCAUCUGUUCAGCUAACACAACCCUCCAUCUGUUCAGCUAACACAACCCUCCAUCUGUUCAGCUAACACAACCCUCCAUCUGUUCAGCUAACCUAACCCUCCAUCUGUUCAGCUAACCUAACCCUCCAUCUGUUCAGCUAACCUAACCCUCCAUCUGUUCAGCUAACCUAACCCUCCAUCUGUUCAGCUAACCUAACCCUCCAUCUGUUCAGCUAACCUAACCCUCCAUCUGUUCAGCUAACCUAACCCUCCAUCUGUUCAGCUAACCUAACCCUCCAUCUGUUCAGCUAACCUAACCCUCCAUCUGUUCAGCUAACCUAACCCUCCAUCUGUUCAGCUAACCUAACCCUCCAUCUGUUCAGCUAACCUAACCCUCCAUCUGUUCAGCUAACCUAACCCUCCAUCUGUUCAGCUAACCUAACCCUCCAUCUGUUCAGCUAACCUAACCCUCCAUCUGUUCAGCUAACCUAACCCUCCAUCUGUUCAGCUAACCUAACCCUCCAUCUGUUCAGCUAACCUAACCCUCCAUCUGUUCAGCUAACCUAACCCUCCAUCUGUUCAGCUAACACAACCCUCCAUCUGUUCAGCUGACCUAACCCUCCAUCUGUUCAGCUAACACAACCCUCCAUUUGUUCAGCUGACCUAACCCACAUGUAAGACGUCACAUCUGUGAAGAACUGGACUGUCUGAGAGAUAUGGGGAGGGAUAGUCAGUCAGUUACUCAGCCAUUCAGACUCUGUCUCCAUAUGGUGUUACUGGGUCGUAAUGAUGUAGGGUGAAAAAAAACCUAGACACCGAUUUUGGGUCAGUUUUGCACUUUCCCCACUAAUGCUAAAGGUUAGGAUUAGGGGAGGGGAAGCUGAUCCUAGAUCUGUACCUAGGGGAAACAUCUCCCUGGAACCAUAGUAAUCUGACUUGUUUUAUUUUUAUGUGCGUGUUACGCGUGACUUCAGAUGAGGUCUGUCCCAGAAUUUAUGAGGGCAAAAUUUGUAUGUAUGUUACUAGAGAGUUCAUCCUGCCAAAAAAGGAAAAUUAUAUUUUAAAUCUGUAUGUAUGAAUUUUAACAAUUGUAAACCUCUUGAAUUACUUGCUGUAUAUUUUUCCUGGUUUGUUUUUAAACUGAAAGGAGGGGAAGCCCUUCAUACUGGUCCAUGUAAAAAGUCCCAUAGGGCAAAAGGUGACCAUGGAAAUGCACUUAUUUAUUUUUUCAAGCAACUAUUCGGCAUCACAUGGUGAAAGAGCUUUUUUGUUUUCCAUUGAGAUGUUCCGUCUUUUGAGAAAAGCACUAUGAAAUAAUGGCUAAUUUUAACUAUGUAGAGUUUCUCCUUAUUUAUGUGCUGUAAUUUUUAAGGAAUAAUGCUUAAUAAAAUAAUUUAUUCUGUCUUAUUAUUUCUGUCUAGACGAUUGAUAUCUUUGUACUUUGAAGAUAAAAUAAAAAGAUUGUGCAAUACUAUGUAGUUUUGCUGUUUUGUAUAGAAGAUGUUUGUACUUUUUCAAACUUUAGGAGAAACCUGGAUUUUGUAAUAUUGGUUUGAAUGACAGACUAUUUUAUAGACUGAUUAAAA